Molecule: messenger RNA, 774 nt
Organism: Knipowitschia caucasica
Lineage: Eukaryota; Metazoa; Chordata; Actinopteri; Gobiiformes; Gobiidae
Source: the annotation of a GenBank genome assembly
AUGGUGUCAGAGGGCGAUGGAGUCAGAGGGCGAUGGAGUCAGAGGGCGAGUCAGAGGGCGAUGGUGUCAGAGGGCGAUGGAGUCAGAGGGCGAUGGAGUCAGAGGGCGAUGGAGUCAGAGGGCGAUGGAGUCAGAGGGCGAUGGAGUCAGAGGGCGAUGGAGUCAGAGGGCGAUAGGGCGAUGGAGUCAGAGGGCGAUGGAGUCAGAGGGCGAUGGAGUCAGAGGGCGAUGGAGUCAGAGGGCGAUGGAGUCAGAGGGCGAUGGUGUCAGAGGGCGAUGGAGUCAGAGGGCGAUGGAGUCAGAGGGCGAUGGAGUCAGAGGGCGAUGGAGUCAGAGGGCGAUGGUGUCAGAGGGCGAUGGAGUCAGAGGGCGAUGGUGUCAGAGGGCGAUGGAGUCAGAGGGCGAUGGAGUCAGAGGGCGAUGGUGUCAGAGGGCGAUGGAGUCAGAGGGCGAUGGAGUCAGAGGGCGAUGGAGUCAGAGGGCGAUGGAGUCAGAGGGCGAUGGAGUCAGAGGGUGAUGGAGUCAGAGGGCGACGGUGUCAGAAGUCAGAGGGUGGUGGAGUCAGAGGGUGAUGGAGUCAGAGGGCGACGGUGUCAGAAGGUGAUGGAGUCAGAGGGCGAUGGAGUCAGAGGGUGGAGUCAGAGGGUGGUGGAGUCAGAGGGUGAUGGAGUCAGAGGGCGAUGGAGUCAGAGGGUGGAGUCAGAGGGUGAUGGAGUCAGAGGGCGACGGUGUCAGAAGGUGAUGGAGUCAGAGGGCGAUGGAGUCAGAGGGUGA